AUAUUGAUGAAUGUUCAGUGAAUGGGCUGCUGUGUGAUAACGGCCUCUGUCGAAACACCCCUGGAAGUUACGGCUGCACUUGUCCAAAGGGUUAUGUGUUCAGCACUGAGACAGACACAUGUGAAGAUGUAAAUGAAUGUGAAAACAGCCCCUGUGUCAAUGGUGCCUGCAGGAACAAUCUUGGAUCUUUCAAUUGCGAAUGUUCACCUGGCAGCAAGUUGGACUCUACAGGACUGAUAUGUAUUGAUAGCCUGAAGGGGACUUGCUGGCUUAACAUCCAAGACAGUCGCUGUGAAGUCAACAUCAAUGGUGCUACACUGAAAUCUGAAUGCUGUGCUACCUUAGGAGCAGCUUGGGGCAGCCCAUGUGAGCGAUGUGAAUUAGACGUGGCUUGCUCAAGAGGAUUUGCCAGAGUGAAGGGUGUUACCUGUGAAGAUGUAAAUGAGUGUGAUGUUUUCCCGGGAGUUUGUCCCAACGGGCAGUGCAUUAACAGCAGAGGCUCAUUUCACUGUGAGUGCCCUGAAGGACUGACACUGGACGGAACAGGGCGAGUUUGUUUAGAUAUCCGAAUGGAGCAAUGCUACCUGAAAUGGGAUGAAGAUGAGUGCAUUCAGUCUGUGCCUGGCAAGUUUCGUAUGGAUGCCUGCUGCUGUGCUGUAGGGGCUGCCUGGGGCUCCGACUGCGAGGAGUGUCCUAAACCUGGCACCAAGGAAUAUGAGGCUCUGUGCCCCAGAGGUCCGGGCUUUUCCAACAGGGGAGAUAUUCUAACUGGCAGGCCAUUUUAUAAAGAUAUCAAUGAAUGUAAAGUGUUCCCUGGUAUGUGCCUGAAUGGUAAAUGCAGAAACACAAUUGGAAGUUUCAAAUGUAGGUGUAACAGCGGGUUUACUUUAGAUAUGGAGGAAAGAAACUGUACAGACAUUGAUGAGUGCCAGAUCUCCCCAGACUUAUGUGGAAGUGGUACUUGUGUCAACACUCCUGGAAGCUUUGAGUGUGAGUGCUUUGAUGGUUAUGAAAGUGGAUUUAUGAUGAUGAAGAACUGUAUGGAUAUUGAUGAAUGUGAACGCAACCCUCUGCUGUGUAGAGGUGGCACAUGUGUGAACACCGAAGGAAGUUUUAGGUGUGACUGUCCUUUGGGACAUGAGCUGUCACCAUCACGUGAGGAAUGCAUAGAUGUAAAUGAGUGCUUGUUAAGUGACAAUCUCUGCAGAAAUGGCAAGUGUGUGAACAUGGUCGGAACAUACCAAUGUUCCUGUAACUCUGGGUACCAGGCCACUCCUGACAGACAAGGUUGCAUAGAUAUUGAUGAAUGUAUGAUAAUGAAUGGAGGCUGUGACACCCACUGCACUAACUCAGAAGGCAGCUAUGAAUGUAGCUGCAGUGACGGCUAUGCUCUAAUGCCAGAUGUCAGGACAUGUGCAGAUAUUGAUGAAUGUGAAAACAAUCCAGAUAUCUGUGAUGGUGGGCAAUGUACUAAUAUUCCAGGAGAAUAUCGCUGUCUGUGUUAUGAUGGAUUUAUGGCUUCUAUGGACAUGAAAACUUGUAUUGAUGUGAAUGAAUGUGAUUUAAAUUCCAACAUCUGUAUGUUUGGGGAGUGUGAAAACACUAAAGGGUCCUUCAUUUGUCACUGUCAGCUAGGAUAUUCAGUCAAGAAAGGAACCACUGGAUGCACAGAUGUGGAUGAGUGUGAAAUUGGUGCUCACAACUGUGACAUGCAUGCCUCAUGUGUCAAUGUACCAGGAAGUUUUAAAUGUAGUUGCAGAGAAGGAUGGGUUGGAAAUGGCAUUAAAUGUAUUGAUCUUGAUGAGUGCUCCAAUGGGACCCACCAGUGCAGUGUGAAUGCUCAGUGUGUGAACAUCCCUGGGUCAUACCGCUGUGCCUGUGCAGAAGGAUUCACUGGGGAUGGGUUUACUUGUUCUGAUGUUGAUGAGUGUGCAGAAAAUAUUAAUCUAUGUGAAAAUGGACAGUGUUUGAACAUCCCUGGUGCCUACCGUUGUGAAUGUGAGAUGGGAUUCACUCCUGCCUCGAACAGCAAGUUGUGCCAAG
Molecule: messenger RNA, 2043 nt
Organism: Balearica regulorum gibbericeps (East African grey crowned-crane)
Lineage: Eukaryota; Metazoa; Chordata; Aves; Gruiformes; Gruidae
Source: RefSeq, a predicted model, not a curated record